Molecule: messenger RNA, 1010 nt
Organism: Anastrepha obliqua
Lineage: Eukaryota; Metazoa; Arthropoda; Insecta; Diptera; Tephritidae
Exons: 5
Coding region: 282-1010 (242 amino acids)
Source: RefSeq, a predicted model, not a curated record
GUUACUAUGGCAAACUACAAACUUCUGAAAAUUUCUAAUACGACGCGCGCAUCUGAUGUGUUGGCAUUUCUAAUUAGCGGCAGCAGUUGGCUUUUAACGCUUUUCACCAAUGAAAGAAUGCGUGAAGUGGAUUUUUAUUCUCAUGCACUCCGCAACGCGUGUGGCAAAUGGCUGGCGUCCCCAAAAAAAGUUUAUUUGAGGAUUCAGUUGAUAUUCCGUCGCUUCAGUGGACGGACGUGCAAGUGCUUGUAAUCUGACAAAUCAUAUUUUACGCUUACAAAAUGGCUUCAAAACAAAUGUUGGGCUUUCGCACAGGACUCUGCUGCUUACUGUGGUGUUGCAACUUGUGCGGUGCUACUCUAUUUUUCCCGGAUAAUACUGUAUUGGGUCUGAUUUUCGCCAUUGCAGUGCCAAUCGAGUUGCCGCAUCGCGACGUCUUCCUGUCGUACAACUUCGAGGCGAACUACAAUUUACCCGAUAACUUGGGUAUACCUCCGAUUGCGACAGGGAUCGACUACGAUGAUAUCUUCAGUCAAUCUGAGGCCGCACGCGAACUUUGUGACGACUGCACGAAUACAACUACAACCACUACAAUAAAGCCAACAACAAAGAUCCCAGGGAAUGCAACGAGUGAUGGCAAAGAGGAGCCACACCGACGCCAGUUGCGCAGCAAGUUGGAUUCUCUGUUGACGCGUACGCACUUUUACCAUCUACUCAGGGACAAAUUUGAAAGAAUCGGCUACAGUGGCGAACCCUGUCUUCUACGUUUGAUUUGUGAAACGAACUCCUCUGCUCUCGGUGAGGUAAACGGCAUUCUAGGGACAUUACUUCAUAUAAUUUUCUCACCGACCACAUCUGCAAGUGAAAAUCUUCCCCUUUCUUACUAUCAAGCCGAAGUGGACGGCGCUCAUGGGAUGUGCGAACACUACGCGACCGCCUGCGAGGAGAACCCGUUGGACCUGGUUACUGCGCCACUGGGUGAUAUUAUCGAUGAUUUAAUGCGCGUUUAA